Molecule: messenger RNA, 472 nt
Organism: Chironomus riparius
Lineage: Eukaryota; Metazoa; Arthropoda; Insecta; Diptera; Chironomidae
Source: the annotation of a GenBank genome assembly
AUGAAAUUUUUAAAUUUACUCUAUCCGAUUUUGAUCGUUCUGAUGACUUUCGGAAGCUUAUUAGCAAUGCCAGUAGCUAAAAUAUCGAAAGAUGACUGUAGAAACAAUAAAUCCAUCUGCAACCACACAAGCAUAAAAAUGAAACCAAUUGCUUUAUUUACAUUACUUAUUUUCAUCGUCUUCACAAUCGAUAGUUGUCACAGUCAAGGUGGAGGUGGCAUUGCUGCAAAUAUUGGAGCAUAUAUAACACUUUACAAAUUAAAAGAGAAGAAACGAAAGGAAGCAGAAAAGAAUAGAAGACCACAACAUUAUCCACAACAAAGCAAUUAUUACAAUUCGAGACCAGAAUACUACGGAGAAAGACCUAAUUACUAUGGAGGUAGACCUAUCGGUGGACCGUUAAUUUGUUUUGGAUUCUUUUGUAAUUAAUAAAUAAAAAGUUAAAAAAUAUUUUUUAAAGUUCAAAAAACAA